Messenger RNA from Jatropha curcas, 723 nucleotides. RefSeq names its product Chaperone DnaJ-domain superfamily protein. Gene Ontology annotation, molecular function: protein-folding chaperone binding; protein folding chaperone. Gene Ontology annotation, cellular component: cytoplasm; nucleus. Lineage: Eukaryota; Viridiplantae; Streptophyta; Magnoliopsida; Malpighiales; Euphorbiaceae. The record is from RefSeq and is a predicted model, not a curated record.
UCCACUAGCAAUCAAACACCUGUCAUUGUUAAUAUAAACAUACAGAAAAGUUCUCUGAAACUCUCUAAUCUAUUACACAGCAAAGGUUAAAAAAAUGCAGGGCGAUGAGGCCAGGGUCUUGCUAGGCUUCCCUCCCAAUUCCUGCCCUACCAUAUCUGAGGUUAAAGCUGCUUACAAAAAGAAGGUAUGGGAGUCUCAUCCUGACCUCUUUGCCGGUCACGAAAAGUCUCGUGCUGAGUCCAGGUUCAAGUCGAUUUCAGAAGCUUACACUUACCUGCUGUCUGGUGCAAGAGGACCACAUUCAGCUUCGGCCACUUAUUCUCGAGUUGUGAGGACUGGCAUGCCAAGAGCUCAUGGGGGAAGAAGUAAUAAUGUUUUAAUCCGCAUACCUUUCCUUUUUAUUAUACUGGGAACCGUUGGACUAGGGGGAUUGAAUGCCACCAGGGCUUACAAAAAGCAGAAAGAGAUGACUCCCUCGCACAAUCCUUUUCUGCCUUAAUGUGAUACCCUCAGGUGGAAAUACGUUGGCCAAGCAUGCAUGUUCCAACUCUCUGAUGUAAUUUACUUGUAUAUUUAUUUAUUAUUUGGUGCUUGUUUGAUUCAAGCUCAUUACCUAUUGUGGAACUUGUAUGGUUGGACAUGGAAGGACCAAUUUAUAUCUGUUACCGACAGUUCAUGAAAAAUUGAAAAUACAGUUGAAUUAGUUACAAAUUUUUAGCAUUA